Nicotiana tabacum (common tobacco) is the source of this 500-nucleotide messenger RNA. Lineage: Eukaryota; Viridiplantae; Streptophyta; Magnoliopsida; Solanales; Solanaceae. The record is from RefSeq and is a predicted model, not a curated record.
ACCUUCAUAGAAAAUAGAAAGAUUGUAUUAUAUCAAAAGUAUAGGAAUAUGGCAAAGACACUAGUGAGCUACACAACCUUCCUUGCUCUCCUCUUGUGCUUCCUCCUCAUUUCAUCCAAUGAGAUGCAAGCGGCCGAGGGCAAACUUUGCCGAAGGAAGAGCAAGACAUUUUCUGGCUAUUGUUUUAUUAGUGAACACUGCGACGAAGAAUGCAAAGAAAAAGAGGGGGCAAAGAGGGGUAUGUGCAUUAAGAAGAGCAUCUUUAGACGUUAUUGCUACUGCUAUCACAAGUGCAAAUAAACAUCAACUGCUCUAAGAAUUCUCGUUUUUUGUGUAUGCAGUAUGAUAAAUAAACAAAUAAAUAAUGGUGUGGUGUCUUGUGUGUAAAAAAAUAAAAAUACUACCAAUUCACUAGAAUUGUCGUAAUUGUCAGAAAAUAGUACUAAAGUAUAUUUGUAUUAUCAUAUUGUGCGAUUUUUUUCUUGGUAUCCGUACUAUAA